CCUAGUGCAAGUGGUCUGGCGAUGAUAACAUUGUCGGGAGGAGCGGCUGCAGCUGGCUGACGUUGCGGGAGAGACUCGCUGUGUGCACAGGCUCACUGACUACCCGCUCCUCUCUGCUGUGUGUAUUUAUUUACAGGCGAUCGCUGCCUGCCAGUGUGCUGGUUGCUGCCCCGCGGGCUGAUGACAGGAUGUCAGUGGCAGGGCUCAAGAAACAGUUCCAUAAAGCCAGUCAGCUCUUAAGUGAAAAAAUUAGUGGAGCGGAAGGAACAAAACUCGAUAAUGAUUUUCAAGAAAUGGAAAGAAAAAUUGACAUCACCAAUAAGGUGGUUGCUGAGCUGCUUUCCAAAACCACAGAAUAUUUGCAGCCAAAUCCAGCAUAUCGAGCCAGACUAGGAAUGUUGAACACAAUGUCAAAAAUCAGAGGACAAGUGAAAACUACAGGUUACCCCCAGACGGAAGGAUUACUUGGGGACUGUAUGCUGCGAUAUGGGAGAGAAUUGGGAGAAGAGUCAGAGUUUGGUAGUGCUUUGCUGGACGUUGGAGAAAGCAUGAAGCAAAUGGCGGAGGUGAAGGACUCUCUUGAUAUUAAUGUGAAGCAGAACUUUAUCGAUCCUUUGCAGUCCCUGCAAGACAAAGACUUGAAAGAAAUUGUGUAUCAUUUGAAAAAGCUGGAAGGCCGGCGCUUGGAUUAUGAUUAUAAGAAGAAGCGACAAGGGAAGAUCUCAGAUGAAGAAGUCCAACAGGCUGUGGAGAAAUUUCAUGAGUCUAAAGAACUGGCUGAGAGGAGUAUGUUUCAUUUUCUAGAAAAUGAUGUAAGUGUGGUAUGUGCUGUGAUAGAACAGGUGAGCCAGCUGACUGUUUUUGUAGAGGCUGCUCUAGACUAUCACAGGCAGACGGCACAGGUCCUGGAACACCUCCACAGCAGAUUACACAACAGAUUGAAUUCUGCAUCCAGUCGCCCUAAACGGGAGCACCGCACAAGAUCGAUAAUGUCGACGUUGGAAUCAACAGAGAAGCUGCACCAUAAUGGGAUCUCUAGCAAUUCAUCCAUCAAAUUAUCAGAUUCAACCAUACAUCAGGACCAGCCCUGUUGCAGAGCAGUAUAUGACUUUGACCCUGAGAAUGAAGGAGAACUUGGAUUUAAAGAAGGGGAUAUCAUUACAUUGACCAACCAAAUUGACGAGAACUGGUAUGAAGGCAUGGUUAAUGGAGAAUCUGGCUUCUUCCCAAUUAAUUAUGUUGAAGUUGUUAUUCCUCUUCCACAGUGAGGAUCACCUGAAGACAAUUACACUACCAUAAAAACAGACGCUAAAAGCCCUUUGAAUGUGGCAUUCUGUGAACGCCUUGCUAUCUGAGUGACUUAACGUUUAUUAUGUGUCAUCUUUUAUAUGUAUUUAUUUUAUAGCAAUUAUUUUUUAUGAAAACAGACUGCUACACAUGGACAUACAAAAAUAUCUAUUUUAUGGUUGUAUGGGGUCUAUAUUACACGGUUUCCGAUGUGACUUGUCUGUGUAUAAACUUUAUUUUCUUCUGUAAUUUACUAAAAAGUAUUUAAAAAUCAA
This is a messenger RNA of Pseudophryne corroboree (corroboree frog), 1562 nucleotides long. RefSeq names its product SH3 domain containing GRB2 like 3, endophilin A3 (gene SH3GL3). The record is from RefSeq and is a predicted model, not a curated record. Gene Ontology annotation, molecular function: protein binding. The transcript is spliced from 9 exons. The coding region runs from base 189 to 1268 and encodes 359 amino acids. Gene Ontology annotation, biological process: synaptic vesicle uncoating; endocytosis. Lineage: Eukaryota; Metazoa; Chordata; Amphibia; Anura; Myobatrachidae. Gene Ontology annotation, cellular component: cytoplasm; glutamatergic synapse; presynapse.